Messenger RNA from Haliotis rubra (blacklip abalone), 1113 nucleotides. Its product is annotated as sporozoite surface protein 2-like. Bases 1 to 1113 code for a protein of 370 amino acids. NCBI's taxonomy places the organism in Eukaryota, Metazoa, Mollusca, Gastropoda, Lepetellida, Haliotidae. The record is from RefSeq and is a predicted model, not a curated record. The transcript has a single exon.
AUGCCAUUUGAUCAAAGAAUGGGCCCGGGUCCAAGACCAAGGCCGCCAUUUGGUAACAGAAUGCCAUUUAUGCCCCGAAUGCCAUUUGGCCCGAGAAUGGGUCCUGAACCCAGACUGCCAUUUGAUCCCAGGAUGGGCCCAGAUCAGAGAAUGCAGUUUGAUCCAAGGAUGAAUGCAGAUCAAAGAGGGCAUAAUGAACCUCCCCAUUUAAGUGAUCCGAGGUCAGGGGGUGAUCCAAGAUGUGGUCCUGGAUCAGGAGGUGAUCCAAGAUCAGGUAUUGGGCCUCUUCAGGAUGACCCAAAUAACAGUAUGGGGAUUGUUGGAGAUCCAAGGCAGGGGCCUGGAUCAGUAGUUGAUCCAAGAACAGGUUCUUCACCCAAAAAUGAUCCAAGGUUAAGUGCAGGUCAUGAUCCAAGGUUGUUGGGUGACCCUAGAGUAAGUAGUGAUUCAAGAAGUCAAGGACUACAGAGAACUAACUCUGACCCAAGAAGUGCUAAUUCUGAAAACAAGUUAGAUCCUCGACAGAAUCAAGCUAUGCCUUCAGCAUUAUUAGAACCCCCAAAAUUAUCAGACCCUAGAAUUUCUAACUUAGAAACUGCUGAUACUAGUGAAUCAGAAUCUGGCAUGUCUGACUCUCAAUCAGAUCAGUCUGUGAAAAGGUUUGACUAUAGAAAUGAUCCAAGAUUCAAGAGGAAACCUGCUUCUGAUUCCACAGAGAAGGGGAUCCUUGUGAAAAAGUUUACUGGUCAAAGGAAAAGUAGUAUGGAAUAUAGUUCCCCAUUAGGAAUGGAUGAUUCCAAGUCAGAUGACAGUUCAGGUUACAAUAGUUACAACAGACAAAGCUCUAAUCCAACUAAACCCGCCACCAAAGGUGGGAACUGGGGAAGGACUAGUAGCAAUUCUCCAGGGGUUACUGGAGCUCCAUCGGCCCCCCAGGCUGGACAACCAUCAACACCACCACCACCAGACCUUCCCAAACAACCUGGGGGGCUAGAUUCAGUGACACCAGGCAUUCCUGAUGUGAUGAUUCCACCCCAAGUCCCCAUGCCCAAUGAACCACCUCUCAAAGAUCUGUUUAAGUCUAUAGAUCCCACAGCUUCCCCUUUCUGUUAG